Messenger RNA from Penicillium maclennaniae, 1851 nucleotides. RefSeq lists its product as uncharacterized. NCBI's taxonomy places the organism in Eukaryota, Fungi, Ascomycota, Eurotiomycetes, Eurotiales, Aspergillaceae. The record is from RefSeq and is a predicted model, not a curated record. The transcript is spliced from 7 exons. Bases 1 to 1851 code for a protein of 616 amino acids. Gene Ontology annotation, biological process: 3-(3-hydroxy)phenylpropionate catabolic process. Gene Ontology annotation, molecular function: FAD binding; 3-(3-hydroxyphenyl)propionate hydroxylase activity.
AUGUCUUUUGACCACGCAUUGGAGACCACAGAUGUUCUCAUCUGUGGCUGUGGACCAACCGGAGCUAUGCUCUCUGGCUACCUUGAUAGCAUGGCGGUCCAGAACAUAGUCCUGGAGAAAGAGGCCGACAUCACCACAGACCCGAGGGGAAUCGUUCUUGACGACGAUGGCAUUCGUUAUAUGCAGGGAUUGGGUCUGUAUGAGCAUAUUUAUACAGAUAUUGGCUCAUGUAUCGAGAAGGUUUUGUUCCUGCCGGGAGAGCAGCAAAGCUUGGGCACGAAACCUAUUUUCGGCUUCAACACCGCUUCCUCCGAAGGAUAUACGGGACAUGUCGGUGUCAUAAGUCACAAACAACCUGCUCUUGAAAAACAUCUUCGUUCCGUCAUCAAGGGGGCUCAGCACUCAUCUUUGAGAAGCAGAUGCACCCUGAAGUCGAUUGAAGAAAAUGAGGACUGGGUUUUCGCGAGCUAUGAAGACGCUGAAGGAAAUACUCGACGAAUCCGCGCUCGUUUCCUGGUUGGCGCGGACGGCAAGACGGGUUACGUGCGCAAGCAAUAUUUGGAACCACGGGGAAUUAAGAUGGAGUGGGCUGAACAGUGUCGCUAUGAAGAGACCUGGACUUCCCCCCUAUGGAAACUAGGUUAUUCGUCUGAGGAUGUGUACGACCAGUUCUUCCCAAAGGACUUUCGUUUCCUGUGUAAUCCUCGUCGACCGGCAGUCUGCGGCCGCUUCGGCCAGACCAAGGACCGCCUUUGGAGGUUUGAAUUCGUUGUUCAAGCCGGUGAAGAUCCGGAAGAAAUGUCGACGCCGCACAAAAUUCGGGACAUUGUCUUCCCCUACCUUCGUCAUUCAGGUGCUCGCUAUGGGCUAGACACUGGAGUAGAGUUUCCAACCGAUUGCAUCAAAGUCCUUCGCUCUCGUCCGUUCCGCUUCGCUGCACGAAAGUGCAACAAAUGGGCCAUGGGGCGAGUCAUCCUGUGCGGCGAUGCCGCUCACGUCUUUCCUCCCUUCGGUGGACAGGGAAUUGCUUCCGGCUUCCGCGAUGCGAUUGCUCUUGCCUGGCGACUUGCCAUUCUCACUCGGUCCCGCUCAACUCAACUAGACUACGAGCAGGUCCUCCGGGGGUGGUACUCUGAACGCAGCCAACAAUUCCAGAAGUCACUCAACUCCACUCUGCGAAAUGGACAGUUGGUGAGCAGCAGUAACCCAGUGCAGAAUUUUAUCCGGGACUGGGCAUUCCGCGUGAUGCAAUUGAUCCCGCCCAUCAAACAUCAACUAGAACUCGGACCUCGGAGUGAGGGCCCGGUCACCUACACCCACUCGGAUGGUAUGCCCUUCCUGCCCAACCUCCACGGUGGAAUCGCCUUUCCCCAAACAUACUGCACGGAACUCGUGAAGCUCGAUAAUCAGGUUCGCUUUACCGACGAUGUGAUCUUUUCCAAGGAAAAGACCAAGCUCUUCCAGCUUGUUGUUUUGCUUGACAAACCAAGCCAGGCGAUAGCGGCCAUUGAGGAGAUGGACGGUAUUGAUGAUCUUAGCGGUGGUCACUUAUCGACUAAAGAGGCCACCUUGCUGGUCCAGAAGAAGGACUGUCUCCCCAUUGAUGAGACCAAUGGGUUCAGCGGUCUUUUCCUGUUCCGAACUGCCACUGCAGAGGAGUUCGAGCAGUCUGACUUGUGCGUUGGACGCCCGGAACCGCAUGGCUACAAUGAAUCUCAAAUUUGGAACGUCGUGAAAAGAAAGCGAUUUGUGAUUGUGAGGCAUGAUCGUUUCGUCUAUGCUGCUUGCGAUACGCGGGCUGAAUUGAUGGAGGCCGCAAAAGGUCUGGAUAAUUCUCUGCCUAUGAACUGA